AUGGGAAGAUACAACACGAAGAGAACAGAGAUGAAAAAAGUGGUCUCGUUUUUUUUCCCCCUUUGUGUUAUCACCCUCCUCGCCUACUUGAACGAUGUGAAAUUGGCAGGAUGUAAGGACACGACUGAACAAGAGGAACAAAACAAAAAAGGGCUCUACUCCUUCGUGUCACUGAAGUUCAUACCCUUCAUCGUGCACUCACUAAUCCACACGGGGGUUAAUCAAAUCCCCAGGGAAGUGGAAGAGAAGCAUAUUUACAAUUUUGAAAAAAGUCCAGCAGUUAGAUAUAUGCUCAUAGCUCAGGAGCGCCGUGAUAACUUCAUGUACAUUUGUUUUCUCGUCGUAUCUUUUGUGGUGGUCAUUUUAAUCGCAAUUUUUAUUUUUAAAUUUUUUUUCAACCUUUGA
Messenger RNA from Plasmodium cynomolgi strain B, 405 nucleotides. RefSeq lists its product as hypothetical. The transcript is spliced from 2 exons. Lineage: Eukaryota; Apicomplexa; Aconoidasida; Haemosporida; Plasmodiidae. The record is from RefSeq and is a predicted model, not a curated record. The coding region runs from base 1 to 405 and encodes 134 amino acids.